Messenger RNA from Bombina bombina (fire-bellied toad), 3682 nucleotides. It is a transcript of the gene CEP57, whose product is annotated as centrosomal protein 57. The record is from RefSeq and is a predicted model, not a curated record. Gene Ontology annotation, cellular component: centrosome. The transcript has 11 exons. NCBI's taxonomy places the organism in Eukaryota, Metazoa, Chordata, Amphibia, Anura, Bombinatoridae. The coding region runs from base 238 to 1701 and encodes 487 amino acids. Gene Ontology annotation, molecular function: identical protein binding; gamma-tubulin binding; microtubule binding.
UUACGUUUCAAUAGGUCUAAGCCCAGUGUUUAAAUUCCCGCCCUAUUAACCCUUAGUGAGAAAUUUGAUUGGACAUAUUAGCUGUCUGCGGCUACCGGUAAUGACGUUUGUUUACGUGACGUCAGUCGCACGUUCCCCCACGCUCCCCUGUAGAUUUAGCUGGUCGGAAUUUUAUUGGGAAGAGCUGGGUAACCCGGAUGUUUUAGUGUUAGAUGAUUCCAGUUUCCCUUAAAGAAGAUGGCCGCUGCAGCCUACUCGUUAAAGCAGCAGUACAAUCACUUGACCCGUAGUCCUAAAGAAUACUCCAAACACGAUACUCCAUCUGCAAGCUCCUAUGUCAUGUAUCCAAGAGGAAAACCAUUCAUUAAUUCCGAAAUACAGCGUUCUCCAGAGAAACCAAUUUUUGCCUACCCAGAAAGUAACAGCAGAGCUAUAUUUUCUGCUUUAAAGAAUCUUCAAGAAAAAAUACAUAAACUAGAACUGGAACGGACAAAUGCUGAAGAAAACAUAAAGCGUCUAUCAAAGGAAACGUUCGAACACAAAUAUCACCAGGGCAAACAAAGUCUAGAUAAAGACAGUCAGAAGGAUAAUUUGCCAAGACAGAAUAAAGAUCUGUCGAGCCAAUUAUCAGCUGCAGAAUCUCGGUGCAAACUUUUGGAGAAACAGCUGGAGUACAUGAGAAAAUUGAUGCGGAAUGCAGAAAGUGAAAGAACUUCAGUACUGGAGAAACAGAUCUCACUUGAAGCGGAUCAAAGCCUUGAAAAAUUACAAUUCCAAGCCAAACUGCAGAAAUUAGACAUGUUGGAGCAAGAAUAUCUCAAACUUACUACAAUGCAAGUAAUGGCAGAGAAAAAAAUCCGUGAAAUAGAAUACAAGCUUAAAGAAGAGGAACAUCAGCGCAAAUUGAUGCAAGAAAAAGCUGCUCAGCUUCAAACUAGCUUGGAAACCAACAGAAUUUUACUCCAUUCUUUAACACCUCCUAAAAAAGAAAUUGGAGCAAAUAGGAAGACUCCACCUUUAGACAAGAAACCCAGUCAUUCUCAUACUCAACCUCACUACAGAUUAUGUCUGGACGAUGUUCCUUUCGUUGCUGGAAAGUCUACAAGUCCGAGUCAUUCUGUUCGAGCAAAUGUCCAACAUGUCUUGCAGCUGAUGAAGCAACACAAUAAAGCUUUUUGUAAUGAGCGCGUUAUCAGUGACCAACCACUAGAGUGUUGUGACAGAAGAGAGACCUACGUGAGGUGGGCACCUAACACCACAUCUACAAAUUCUUACCAAGAACUUUCUGAUGUUUUGAUUACUCUGGAGGAUGAAUUCGGGCAGAUGAGUUUUGAUCAUCAACAACUGGUGAAGCAGAUGCAAGAGGCACACUCAGAUCAAUUGAAAUAUGACCUAGAAAGAGAACUAGAGUUUCUGGUGAGAAAGAUGGAAGCUAAAGCGGAUCAAAUAACAAAAGUCCGGAAACACCAGACAAUGCUUGAAAAACUGGUGCAAAGCGCAAGGAUUAAAAAGAAAGUGACACUAGAGGUAACGGCUAAAGACGGAAAAUUCUUAAAAGAAGGUAAAGAAACUGCAACAACCAGGUCAAAUCCAAAGAAAGCAAAACCCGGGGAGAAUCAAAGGAAAAGUCUUCAGUUAUUAAAGGAUAUGCAAACUAUUCAGACUUCUCUACGAAAAGAUGAUAUAAGCUGGGACUACUGACUUCCCGCAAAAUGCAACAAUUGUCUCAGGGAACAUCAGUGAACUAUUUAACCAUGGCUUCACUUAAAGCCCUUUUUCACAUUUUUUCUUGAGUCUUUUAGUACAUAAACUGUUUCAGUCUUCGUGGCAGAAAUAGAACUGAAAACCGCUUUUAAUUGGAAACCUAAUAGCGAUUUAAUUUCACAACUUUAUUGUACUUGAGUUUGUUUCCUUCAGACAAUUAUCAAGCAAAAUACUUGUACAGACAUUUUAAACCUGAAAAGUUGAAUGUCUCUAAAUUUUACAAAGACUGCCUUACAUGUUGAAAAAUGUAUAACUAAUGCACAAAAAAAAGGUUUUAUGCAGGGCAUGAACAUCCUUUAAGGGAUUUAAAAUACUUCAAAUAAACUUGAAUAAAUGCACAAAUUUCUUUUGCCUUAAAGUUGAAUGAAUGCUUUAUUAGCAGAAUCUUUGUUAUUCCUCUAAUGCAAGGAGGGAGUAGUUACAGGGUGUUAUUGACAACUUGUAUUUCUUUUUCGUUAACUGCCCCAUCUCCCCCACACGUUGUGUAGCUUUUGGAUAUGUGCGUUCUUUUGCGGCAGAAGGCAUCUCUCAUGUUGUUCUGCUAUUUUCGUAGCUGAAUUUAUUCCUGUGAAACUGCCACACACUAAGAUCUGUGCAAAUCCAUAACUUGGUAUGUAGCAGUUUCACAUGAAUAAAUUCAGCUCCGUAAACGGCAGAACUUUACAAGCAGCCACCUUCUUUAGCAUUCGGAAGUAUCUGAAACCCCAGAAUGCACAUAUCUAGUAGCUUGUAUUCUCUUUAAGGGACGUGAAACACAAAGUUUACAAUUUAUGUCGUUUUAAAUAACUUUCAAAUUUAUUUAUUUUUAUUUGUUUUGUUCUUUUUGUGGCCCUUGUUGAAAACUAUGCCUAGCUAGGCUCAGAAGCUGCUUAUUGGUGGCUGCACAUAUAUGCCUUUUUGUUAUUGGUUUUCAGCUAUCACCUAGUAGUGUAUUACUGCUCCUUCUACAAAGAAUUCAAAGAGAAUGAAGCAAAAUAGUUAACAGAAGUAAAUUGGAAAGUUUGUUUUAAUAUUAUUUGCUCUAUCUGAAUCAUGACCGAAAAAUGUUGGGUUUUAUGCCCCUUUAAAGGAACAAUUAACAAUUCUUUUGUGCAAAAAUUGUGCAUUGCUCCUCACUCCAUAAAGAGGCCAAAACGCAAAAUCUGUCAACCUAGGUUUUCAAAAUGCUGCAAAUUGCCUACACCAGCUGAGCAUAAAAGAAGCAAAAAUGUUACACAAAUAUAAAACGUGAUUAAUGUUCUUUUUCUGGUUUGUGAACCUCUAUGCAUUUACCUUUUAUCAGUGUGGGGAUUGGUUAGCAGUGGUCGUUUUUGUUCUGGGAGAUGGGGAAGUCAUUUGACAAAACAUAGCUGUACUACAUUUUGUAAAAUGCUUUUUAAUGUAUGAAGCUGUAAUAUCUUUUUAGAUACAAAAAAAUAUAUCUUUAAUCCCAGAAUGACUGUUGCUAAUACUCUACUUUUCCAUUUCUUAUCUUCAAAUAUAAAACACGUUCCUGCUAUAUUUAGAGAGGCCUAUUACAUGAACAUGUGACUUAUUCUUGUAAAUACAGGGUAAUUAUAUUUGUUGAAUGCACCAGGGUCGUCUAUUGAAAAUACAAAAGAUGUUUGUUUUUAAUUCUCCUCUACCUGUACAUACGACCUAUUUUUGUUUUUUUAUAUAAAAUGAAAUAUUGCUUUCUUGAUGUUGUCCAGUUCUAUUUGAUGUUACUUUUUUAUAGAACAGCAGUCUUUCUGCAACAAUCAUGUACAUGGUUCAAGGCAGCUGCGUUCUGUCUUGUGAAAUGAGAUAGCACCUGUGUGUAUGUGUGUGCGUUUUGAGUGUAGCUUUGAAACUAAGUGUGAACAGAUAUAAUAUAUAAUGCAGAUACAUUGAAUAUUUUCGUAUUUUUGAAAUAGAAAUAAAAGUCUGGUGCAUUUUA